This is a messenger RNA of Prionailurus viverrinus (fishing cat), 3414 nucleotides long. It is a transcript of the gene NLRP5, whose product is annotated as NLR family pyrin domain containing 5. Lineage: Eukaryota; Metazoa; Chordata; Mammalia; Carnivora; Felidae. Gene Ontology annotation, cellular component: subcortical maternal complex; cell cortex; cytosol. Bases 73 to 3414 code for a protein of 1113 amino acids. The record is from RefSeq and is a predicted model, not a curated record. Gene Ontology annotation, biological process: regulation of inflammatory response. The transcript is spliced from 12 exons. Gene Ontology annotation, molecular function: protein binding.
GGUGUCAUUUGCUCCAUAUUACCAAAGAAUCCACUUUUCCAUCAAAACCUGAGCUCUCAGCCUUGCACUAAGAUGCAGGAAGCCAAACUACCCUCCUUUUCCAACUAUGGACUGCAGUGGUGUUUCAAGCAGCUAGGAAAGGAAGAAUUUCAGACAUUUAAGGAAUUGCUCAUGGAAAAUGCUUCAGAACUGGCAAUGUGCUCUUUUCCAUGGGUUGAAGUAAACAGUGCCAGUGUGGAACAUCUAGCCUCCCUGUUGCAUGAGCAUUAUAGAGAAUCUCUUGCCUGGAAAAUAUCUAUUCACAUCUUUGAAAAGAUGAACCUGUCCAUACUCUCUGAGAAGGCAACGAAAGAGAUGAAAAGGUAUUCACUGGCUGAAAUGCCAGAAAAUUCUACAAUGAAGAAUGACCAAGAACUGAGCAUGAAAGAAGUACCAGAAAUUUCACAAGCUAUAGAACAAGAUGGUGCCACAGCAGCAGAGAUGAAAGAACAAGGUAAUACAGGGGACUACAAGAGUCACGUGAUGACAAAAUUUGCUAUGAAGCUGGACGCACACCAUGGUGUUGACAACUUUGCCUUUGACUGUCCAGAAAUGCAAAUACUGUUUGAUGCUUUUAAUCCAGACCAGAGGGGCUUCCGGCCUCACACUGUGGUUUUGCACGGGAAAUCAGGAAUUGGGAAAUCAGCUUUGGCCAGAAAGGUCCUGCUGUACUGGGCGCGAGGUGAACUCUACCAGGAAAUGUUCUCCUAUGUCUUCUUCCUCCAUGCCAGAGAAAUGCCGUGGAUGAGGGAGGUCAGUUUUGCAGAGCUAAUUUGCAGGGAGUGGCCACACUCACAGGUUCCGGUGAUGGAGAUCAUGUCCCAACCAGAAAGGCUUUUGUUUGUUGUUGAUGGUUUCAAUGACCUGGACUUUGCCUUCAAAGAUGCUGACUUGGGUCUCUGUGAAGACUGGGGAGACAAGCAACCCAUGUCCGUUCUGAUGCACAGUCUGCUGAAGAAAGUCCUGCUCCCUGAGGCCUCCCUGAUGAUCACCGUCAGAGACACGGGCAUAGAAAAGCUCAAAUCCAUGGUCCUGUCACCCCGUUACCUGUUAGUCAGGGGCAUCUCCGUGGAGAAAAGGGUUCAGUUGCUCCUUAAGCACAUGAAGAAUGAGCAUCAGAAGACGAAAGUCUUGAACUCGGUGGUGGACAACCACCCGCUGUUUAACGAGUGCCAGGUCCCCAUCUUGGGGUGGCUCACCUGCGAGGCUCUGAAUCUGCAUGAGGCGUCGGGAAAGAGCCUUCCUCCUUCCUGCCAGACCCUCACGGGCUUGUACACCACCUUUCUGUUCCAUCAUCUCACUCCCCGAGACCCAUCCCAGCGCUGUCUCAGCCGGGAAGAGAGAGCCACCUUGAAGAGCCUGUGCCGCAUGGCAGUGCAGGGAGUGUGGAACAUGAAGUUUGUGUUUUACGGAGAUGACCUGAGUGUUCACGGACUCAGGGAGUCCGAGCUCUCCGCUCUGUUUCACAUGAAUGUCCUCCUCCGAGACCAUGGCCACGAAAGGUGCUACACGUUCCUGCACCCCAGCAUCCAGGAGUUCUGUGCUGCCCUGCACUACGUUCUAGAAGGACUGGAAAUGGAGUGGGAUCCCUACCCUGUGUUCAUGGAGAACAUAAGGAGCUUGAUGGAGCUCAGACAAAUCAGCUCCAAUGCUCACUUGCUCCAGAUGAAGCGUUUCUUGUUUGGCCUCAUGAGCAAAGAGGUGAUGGGGGCCCUGGAAGUCCUGCUUGGAUGUCCAGUCCCCCUGGUGGUGAGGCAGGGGCUUCUGGGCUGGAUCUCCCUGCUGGGUCAGCAGCCCAGCACCCCCUCCCCUCUGGACUUCCUGGACUCCUUCUACUGUCUUUUUGAGACUCAAGAUGAAGACUUUGUUUGCUUGGCAUUGAACAGCUUCCAAGAAGUGUGGCUUCCAAUGAACCGGAGAAUGGAUGUCCUGGUGUCCGCCUUCUGCCUCCGGCAUUGCCAGUAUUUGCGGAAAAUUCGGAUGGAUGUGCAGGAGAGCCUCUCAAAGGAUGAGUUCACUGAGGCACAGCCCCUGAGUCCCCAAGGGAAGCCAGCGAGGCGCCUUGCUGAUGAGUGGUGGGGAGACCUCUGCUUCGUGCUCAGCACCCACCCAAGCCUGCGGCAGCUCGACCUGAGUGGCAGCAUCCUGAGUGAAGGGGCCAUGAAGACCCUCUGUGCCACGCUGAGGCAGCCAACCUGUAAAAUACAGAAUCUGAUAUUUAAAGGUGCACAGGUUACCACCCUUGGUCUUCGUCAUCUCUGGACGACUCUCAUUUCCAACCAUAAUAUUAAAUACCUGAGCUUGGAAAGCACCCACCUGAGGGAAGAAGAUCUCAUGAUGGUGUGCAAAGCGUUAAGACACCCAAACUGUUUGCUGGAGUCUUUGAGGUUGGAUCACUGUGGAUUAACCCCCACCUGUUGCAUGGUGAUCUCCCAAAUCCUUCUUACGUCCAUCAGCCUAAAAUCUCUGAGCCUCGUAGGAAAUAAGAUGACAGCCCAGGGCAUAAAGCCCCUCUGUCAUGCCCUGAUUGCUUCACAGUGCACCCUGCAGAAGCUGAUACUGGGGAACUGUGGCCUCACAGCUGCCGACUGCCAGGACCUGGCCUCAGGCCUCACCAGCGGCCAGAGUUUGACACACCUGUGCCUGUCCAGCAACAGCCUGGGGAGCGCAGGCAUGAAUCUGUUGUGUCGAGCCAUGAAAUCCCCCAACUGUGGGCUACAGAGGCUGAUACUAAAAGAAUGUAACCUGGAUGUCGCUGGCUGUGGCUUUCUUGCAUUUGCACUUAUGGGCAACAGACAUCUGACACACCUGAGCCUCAGCAUGAACGCCUUGGAAGAUGACGGGAUGAACCUUCUGUGUGAGGUCAUGAUGGAGCCAUCUUGUCACCUCCAGGACCUGGAACUGGUUAAGUGUCAUCUCACUGCCACCUGCUGCAAGAAUCUGUCCCAGGUGAUCUCAAGGAGCAAAUACCUGAAGAGCCUGGAUCUUGCCGCCAACGCCCUGGGUGAUCAUGGCAUCGUAGAGCUGUGCGAGGGACUAAAGCACAAGAAGGCUUCUCUGAGGAGGCUUGGGUUGGAGGCAUGUGGACUGACUUCAGACUGCUGUGAGGCACUCGCUUCGGCCCUCCUCUGCAGCCAGCGCCUGACCAGCCUAAAUCUGAUGCGGAACAAUUUCAGCCCUGCAGGAAUGAUGAAGUUAUGUCCAGCCUUUGCACAACCCACAUCUAAUCUACAAAUAAUUGGGCUGUGGAAAUGGCAAUAUCCUCCUCAAAUAAGGAAGCUACUGAAGGAGGUGCAGCUACUCAAGCCACACAUUGUAAUUGGGGAUGGUUGGUAUUCUUUUGAUGAAGAUGACCGGUAUUGGUGGAAAAACUGA